AGAACUUAUUCAUCCUGCCACUGUCACACAGGCUAUCAGUCUGUCCAGCAUCAGAGAGGUGCACGAGUGCGCAGCGUUGAUUAUAUUUUCCAUCACUUUCCAUUUGACCAGGACUCUGAUUCCACUUAUGCUGCAAGAGACCGGAGUAAACUGUUGGAUUUCACAUUUUGCUCCUUAUUUUUUGUUCUUUUUUCAUUGCAUUGCGUCUCGAAAGAAAUCAUUCUGAAACUGCAUUUGUUAAAUACACGUGUCAAAAUGCCGGUGAGUGCGAGUUUGGCGUAUAAAAACUACGAUUACGACUACGACUCCAUCCAGCCUUAUUUCUACUUCGACAACGACGAUGAGGAUUUCUAUCACCAUCAGCAAGGACAGACUCAACCUCCAGCUCCCAGCGAGGACAUUUGGAAGAAAUUCGAGCUGCUGCCCACACCGCCCCUCUCUCCCAGCCGGAGACAGUCGCUCUCCACCGCCGAACAGCUGGAGAUGGUCAGCGAGUUCCUGGGAGACGACGUGGUCAACCAGAGCUUCAUCUGCGACGCGGACUACUCCCAGUCCUUCAUCAAGUCCAUCAUCAUCCAGGACUGCAUGUGGAGCGGCUUUUCCGCCGCUGCCAAGUUGGAGAAAGUGGUUUCUGAGAGACUGGCGUCCCUGCACGCUGCUAGGAAGGAACUCAUGUCUGACAGCAGCACAAAUCGACUCAAUGCAAGUUAUUUGCAGGAUCUGAGCACCUCUGCAUCAGAAUGCAUCGACCCCUCAGUGGUCUUUCCAUAUCCCCUCACAGAGUCCAGCAAAUCCAGCAAGCUUGCUCCAUCAGAACCCAUGCUUGUCCUGGACACUCCACCUAACAGCUCGAGCAGCAGUGGCAGCGAUUCUGAAGAUGAAGAAGAGGAAGAGGAGGAAGAAGAAGAAGAAGAAGAAGAGGAGGAGGAAGAAGAAGAAGAAGAAGAGGAAGAAAUUGAUGUGGUGACCGUGGAAAAGCGUCAGAAAAGGAACGAGGCGGAGGCGUCAGAAUCGAGGUACCCCAGUCCCCUGGUGUUGAAGCGUUGUCAUGUCUCCACCCACCAGCACAACUACGCUGCCCACCCCUCCACGCGGCACGACCAGCCGGCUGUCAAGAGGCUACGAUUGGAGCCCAGCAGCAACAACAGCAGCAACAGGCAUGCGAAGCAACGCAAGUGCACGAGUCCUAGGACAUCGGAUUCUGAGGACAAUGACAAACGCAGGACUCACAAUGUUCUGGAGCGCCAACGCAGAAACGAACUCAAACUCAGCUUUUUCGCACUACGGGAUGAAAUCCCUGAGGUUGCAAAUAACGAGAAAGCUGCUAAAGUGGUUAUUCUAAAGAAGGCGACAGAGUGCAUCCACAGCAUGCAGUUGGAUGAGCAAAGGCUGCUGUCAAUCAAAGAACAGCUGAGGCGAAAGAGUGAACAGUUAAAAAACAGGCUGCAGCAGCUGCGGAGUUCACAUUAAUGGAUCUGUGUCACAAGAGUCAAAGUGAAAAGACUUUUUAAGAGACCCCCUCCCACUGCUUUUUUUAUGCAAGUUAAACUGUUGGUGUGUAUAGUUCAUGUUGCAUGUCCAAUGCAUUUUUUUUUUUCUUUUGAAUAUUGUCAGUUCUUUUCAUGUUUAAAACUGCCAGUUUAAAAUUUAAGGUGGUUAAAGUAAUUUGUAUUUAAGUCAUUUAUUUUUAUUAAUAAAAUGAGAAAAAAAAUAGGGCUGCACAACCCUAAAGUAAAAUUUUUUUGUAUUUUUUUGUAUAUAAUGAAUUAAUAUUUCCUAAGAAAGGUAUUUUUGGAUCUGUAUCACCUAUGUGUUCUCAUAAACCAUAUUCUGUUUCACUAUAUGGUUUUUUUUUCAUGUUUUCACAUAAUCAUAAAUGAAUUUCUUUCUGAACUUGA
This is a messenger RNA of Labeo rohita (rohu), 1898 nucleotides long. It is a transcript of the gene myca, whose product is annotated as MYC proto-oncogene, bHLH transcription factor a. Lineage: Eukaryota; Metazoa; Chordata; Actinopteri; Cypriniformes; Cyprinidae. The coding region runs from base 256 to 1470 and encodes 404 amino acids. Gene Ontology annotation, molecular function: DNA-binding transcription factor activity, RNA polymerase II-specific; protein dimerization activity; RNA polymerase II cis-regulatory region sequence-specific DNA binding. The record is from RefSeq and is a predicted model, not a curated record. The transcript is spliced from 3 exons. Gene Ontology annotation, biological process: regulation of transcription by RNA polymerase II; positive regulation of cell population proliferation.